Oryza sativa Japonica Group (Japanese rice) is the source of this 2308-nucleotide messenger RNA. Lineage: Eukaryota; Viridiplantae; Streptophyta; Magnoliopsida; Poales; Poaceae. The record is from RefSeq and is a predicted model, not a curated record.
AAUAUCUGCAACGGUAGCAUCGCGUAAAAGAAAGAGAAAUCUCCCGUCCGGUUGUCUCCUCCGCUGCUUGCGCCGCCGCCAAGACGAGUCGCGGUUGAGCAUGUGAGGGGCGGCGAUCUCCAUCCGGCGAGCAGAGCAGGGGAGAGGAGAGGAUCCUGGUGAGGGGCGGCGAUCUCCAUCCGGCGAUCUUCUCGGGCGCUCGCGCUCCCGGUCCCCCCGGCGGCGAUGGCGGCCGCGGCGGUUGGGGUGGCGAGCAGAGCACGCCGGAGUUCUGGCUCGAGGGGAGUGGCAUUCUGCCGAUGGACGAACGGCCUCCUCCACCCGCGCUUCGUCUUCCCCGAGGCCGCCGCGGUGGCGGGCUCUGGGGCUGGCUCCGCUCAAGGUGCGUUUUGCGUGAAGCGGGUUUUAAGGAUGGUUCUAAACAAGGUGCUCGAGCUGUUUUGUGUGAAGAAGAAGGAUUCCAAGAAGAAAGGCAAAGCCAUUAAUCCUCUUUGUAAAGUUGCCGCUCCACACCCCACUGCAAAUGUCAGCACAAACAACAGCCUUUUGGAUCCCUUUUCAACUGGGAAUGGUACUGUGCUAUCUGUGCAAAAACAUGAGCCUGAAUGUUCAAGUGUUAUAUCAUCAAUGACAAGGACAGAAUAUGGAUUUGAAAGUGAUGGUUGCAAUUUGUUUAGCCAUUUUGAUGUUGUUCAAGAUUUUUCUGACCAUUACUAUGCAAAGAAUUCACCAGGGAAGACCUCCAAAGAUUGGGUGAAGACAAUCCAAAAUGAAUGGAGGCUUCUACAGAAAGAUCUACCUGAAUCUAUCUAUGUUAGAGUUUAUGAGGAUAGGAUUGAUCUGCUGAGGGCUGCCAUUGUUGGGCCAGCUGAAACUCCAUAUCAUGAUGGUCUGUUCUUCUUUGAUGUUUGCUUUCCUUCUGAAUACCCACAAUCCCACCGCUUGACGCAUGUGCACAUCCCUUCUUUGAUGAGCUACGAGAGCCCAAUGCACGCCUGCCAUGGCAAAUGGUCGUCCAUUCCCUCCUCUGUUCAACUUCAAGCAUGAACUAACUGGCGCCUCUCCAGAACUCGUCCACAGACUCAUACCGGAUCAUAUCAGACGGCAACAUGGCCUCAACUUGCGCAUGCUGGGAGUUAGAAUGGCACCGUAACGCUCACCGUUUUGUUCGUUUAUUUUUCCAUGAGCUGGACAUUGCAAUCCUAGAUGACUCCAUUGUCUUGGACUUGGGACUCCAUCUCAGAUUGCACCAUCCAUGAUUCUUCCAUGAUCUAUCCAUCCGUCAAGCCAUUUCCGCAAGGACUCAGUACCAGAGAAGUACAAUUAUGUAAAAUAUCUAGCCAUGGGAGAAAUGCGUGCUGCUGCUGCUGGUGUUAAGUACGUGACAGGGCAUGCUGGUUGAGUAGUAGGGAAGGACUGCAAGGAGAAGCACCCUAACGUCAAGCAGUGCAAGUCCAUGUCUGAUGCUGUGAGUUCCUCACUUCCUGUGCCCAUGUUCUGAACCGUUCCAUAUGCAUCUCUCACUUGAUGUAAUUUCAAAUUGCUGUGUUCCACUUUUGGGCCAUAUAUCUGGUAGUAAUUCAAACAAAUAUAGUUUUACCCGGAGUUCUAGCUAACGUCUCUUCCCGGUCCUUGAGAUCACAUCCGCUUGGUUCUGCAUGUCCUAUUGUUUGAAACUUGCUGCCUAUUAGAACCUCCUUAGUUGUCUCAAUACUUUUAGUUUUAUUACUGCCAUAUUAAUUAUCUUGUUGCUGAGUUCUGUUUUGAUGAUUAUGCACAAAGUAUUCAGUUGUUCUGGUACCUAAAUGAGUAGUUUGCUUGCUGGCGCAUCACAUGACUUAAACAAUAAUACUUCUCUUUUUGUAAUUGCAUUUCUUGGUUCAAGCUUAUAUCUCAGUUGACCAUAGGCUAUAGUGGAAAGUUCAUAGAUCAAAUAUGUUAAGAGUAAUGGAAUCUAUUUACUCUACUGUGCAUUUAAUUGAAGCAGAGAUUUCUUAAUCUGGUUGGCUAUUUGAUAUCAGGUGAAAGCAAAUAUUUGAAUGAUAUUAUGUGAAACAUACGACAGGUUUUGGCACUUGACAAAUGCUUUGUUGACCCACGUUGUUUAUUAAAUCCCACACAAGAAGUAAUGAAGAGGGCAUUAUACCAUUAACAGAUGCUAUUCCCAAUAUUCCAAUCGUAAGUUUUAUUUUAUGUUGGUGAAAAUCUAGUUUUCAUUGUUUUCUCCAUAAAUGCCUUGCGUGUGUAAUUCUUGUACAUAUACUCCCUGAACUGUUAUUAAUAUAUUUGAACAGUAUGAUUCAUAUGA